UUGAUGUUGCAGCACCGUCUGUUGACUGGGGAAGGUGACUUCGGCGAGAUUCGGCUUUAUUUUUUGUUACGUUUGCUGUGAAAAAGCUAUUAUCUGCCGUCAUGUCCGCUUUUGGGAGGAUAUUGGGCGUCCUCCGGGGUGGCAGUCAGCUAGUUAAACGCGGGCCACAGAGGAUAAUGACGAGAAAGGCAGGCGGUGGGCCGCACAUCGAGCCACAGUACAGGCAAUAUCCUCAGCUCACCAAGAAACAGAAGUUCGAGGCGGAGUUUAUUAGCGGUGCUAUGUGGUUCUGGAUCCUCUGGCACAUGUGGCACGACUCCGAUGCAGUGCUGGGCCAUUUUCCUUGGCCCGAUGCGUCUCAGUGGACAGAUGAGGAGCUUGGAAUUCCAGCAGAUGACGAGGCAUAAGAUCAUCAGGUUUGACGCCACCUCCCCAAAUAUUCACUGAAAGUCAUCAUUGUACAUACAAUAAAUAAUCCUCCAAGUUAA
This is a messenger RNA of Phycodurus eques (leafy seadragon), 488 nucleotides long. It is a transcript of the gene ndufb2, whose product is annotated as NADH:ubiquinone oxidoreductase subunit B2. Bases 102 to 407 code for a protein of 101 amino acids. Gene Ontology annotation, cellular component: mitochondrial inner membrane. The transcript has 4 exons. The record is from RefSeq and is a predicted model, not a curated record. NCBI's taxonomy places the organism in Eukaryota, Metazoa, Chordata, Actinopteri, Syngnathiformes, Syngnathidae.